CUCGGGGAGGUGAGGAGGACACAGCGGAGGUCGCGACUGCUCGCCCCCAGGGUCCUUGCGGGGAAGGAGGCUCGGAAGCGGCCGGAGUCCCCCGCGGGCAUCCCUCCCCAGUCUCCCCGUCCACGAUGGCGGAGCCCGAGCUGCUGCUGGACUCCAACAUCCGCCUGUGGGUGGUCUUGCCCAUAGUCUUCAUCACCUUCUUCGUGGGCAUGAUCCGCCACUACGUGUCCAUCCUACUGCAGAGCGAUAAGAAGCUCACGCAGGAGCAGGUUUCCGACAGUCAAGUCUUAAUUCGAAGUAGAGUCCUCAGGGAAAAUGGAAAAUACAUUCAGUCUUUCUUGACGCGAAAGUAUUAUUUCAACAACCCUGAGGAUGGAUUUUUCAAAAAAACAAAGAGGAAGGUGGUUCCUCCAUCUGCUAUGACAGAUCCUACCAUGCUCACAGAUAUGAUGAAAGGAAAUGUAACAAAUGUACUUCCUAUGAUUCUUAUUGGUGGAUGGAUCAACAUGACUUUCUCGGGAUUUGUAACAACCAAGGUCACAUUUCCUCUGACCCUCCGAUUUAAACCCAUGCUACAGCAAGGAAUUGAAUUGCUCACUUUAGAUGCAUCCUGGGUGAGUUCUGCAUCCUGGUACUUUCUCAAUGUGUUUGGACUUCGAAGCAUUUAUUCCUUGAUUCUGGGCCAAGACAAUGCUGCAGACCAGUCUCCAGUGAUGCAGGAGCAGAUGACAGGAGCAGCGAUGGCCAUGCCGGCAGACACCAACAAAGCUUUUAAGACUGAGUGGGAAGCUUUGGAGCUCACUGAUCAUCAGUGGGCACUAGACAAUGUUGAAGAAGAGCUUAUGGCCCAGGAUCUCCACUUUGAAGGCAUGUUCAAAAAGGAACUACAGACAUCCCUUUUCUGAAGGCUCAGGUGGUGGUUAAACCAAUACUGACAUCUCCAGCAUGCUGCUGGGGGCUCAAAGAAGUCAUAAGAGUUUUUUUGUUUGUGUUUGAAAAGCUCAGAAUAAAGAGGAGCAUGGGCUGGACACCUAAAAAAAAAAA
Trichosurus vulpecula (common brushtail) is the source of this 1044-nucleotide messenger RNA. RefSeq names its product ER membrane protein complex subunit 3-like. Lineage: Eukaryota; Metazoa; Chordata; Mammalia; Diprotodontia; Phalangeridae. Gene Ontology annotation, biological process: protein folding in endoplasmic reticulum. Gene Ontology annotation, cellular component: membrane; EMC complex. The record is from RefSeq and is a predicted model, not a curated record.